ACCCCGGUGAGGCCGCCAUUUUGGAGUCUUCCCUAAGGAGCUUCCACUGGCUUUUCGCGCCGCUGCCGCCGCUGCCGCCGCUGCCCGCGGCCUUGCCGGGCAGGAUGAAUGUGAUAGACCACGUGCGGGACAUGGCGGCCGCGGGGCUGCACUCCAACGUGCGGCUCCUCAGCAGCUUGUUACUUACAAUGAGUAAUAACAACCCUGAGUUAUUCUCCCCAUCUCAGAAGUACCAGCUUUUGGUGUAUCAUGCAGAUUCUCUCUUUCAUGAUAAGGAAUAUCGGAAUGCUGUGAGUAAGUAUACCAUGGCGUUACAGCAGAAGAAAGCCCUAAGUAAAACUUCAAAAGUGAGACCUUCAACUGGUAAUUCUGCAUCUACUCCACAAAGUCAGUGUCUUCCAUCUGAAAUUGAAGUGAAAUACAAAAUGGCUGAAUGUUAUACAAUGCUAAAACAAGAUAAAGAUGCCAUUGCUAUACUUGAUGGGAUCCCUUCAAGACAAAGGACUCCCAAAAUAAACAUGAUGCUGGCGAACCUGUACAAGAAGGCUGGUCAGGAGCGCCCUUCAGUCACCAGCUAUAAGGAAGUGCUGAGGCAGUGCCCUUUAGCCCUUGAUGCCAUACUAGGUUUGCUUUCCCUUUCUGUAAAAGGCGCAGAGGUGGCAUCGAUGACAAUGAAUGUGAUCCAGACUGUGCCUAACUUGGAUUGGCUCUCUGUGUGGAUCAAAGCAUAUGCUUUUGUGCAUACUGGUGACAACUCGAGAGCAAUCAAUACCAUCUGUUCACUAGAGAAAAAGUCCUUAUUGCGAGAUAACGUGGACCUGCUGGGAAGCUUAGCAGAUCUGUACUUCAGAGCUGGAGACAAUAAAAACUCUGUCCUCAAGUUUGAACAGGCACAGAUGUUGGAUCCUUAUUUGAUAAAAGGAAUGGAUGUAUAUGGCUACCUCCUGGCAAGAGAAGGGCGGCUAGAAGAUGUGGAGAACCUUGGCUGCCGCCUUUUCAAUAUUUCUGAUCAGCAUGCAGAACCCUGGGUGGUCUCUGGGUGUCAUAGCUUUUAUAGCAAACGCUAUUCUCGGGCCCUCUAUUUAGGAGCCAAGGCCAUUCAGCUGAAUAGUAAUAGUGUUCAAGCUUUGCUACUUAAGGGAGCAGCACUUAGAAACAUGGGCAGAGUCCAAGAAGCAAUAAUCCACUUUCGGGAGGCUAUACGGCUUGCACCUUGUCGCUUAGAUUGUUAUGAAGGUCUCAUUGAAUGCUACUUGGCUUCCAACAGUAUUCGUGAAGCAAUGGUAAUGGCUAACAACGUUUACAAAACUCUAGGAGCAAAUGCACAGACCCUUACCCUUUUAGCCACUGUUUGUCUUGAAGACCCAGUGACACAGGAGAAAGCCAAAACUUUAUUAGAUAAAGCCCUGACCCAAAGGCCGGAUUACAUUAAGGCUGUGGUGAAAAAAGCAGAACUACUUAGCAGAGAACAGAAAUACGAAGAUGGAAUUGCUUUGCUGAGGAACGCACUAGCUAAUCAGAGUGACUGUGUCCUGCAUCGGAUCCUAGGAGAUUUCCUUGUAGCUGUCAAUGAGUAUCAGGAGGCAAUGGACCAAUAUAGUAUAGCACUAAGUUUGGACCCCAAUGACCAGAAGUCUCUAGAGGGGAUGCAGAAGAUGGAGAAGGAGGAGAGUCCCACGGAUGCCACUCAGGAGGAGGAUGUGGACGACAUGGAAGGGAGUGGGGAAGAAGGGGACCUGGAGGGCAGCGACAGUGAGGCGGCCCAGUGGGCUGACCAGGAGCAGUGGUUCGGCAUGCAGUGAGGCAGGCGGCAGCUCUGUGGCCACACUGGCCUGCCCUGCUCUGAGCACUUCUGUGGACUGAAGGAGCCCGGAGGAGCCCGCUCUCUGGGAGGACAAUGAUUCCGCAUGUAAUUGCAGCAGGGGUCUCUACCCCUUGCUCCCUAUUUCUAGUAGUGAAUUCAUUUUUAAAAACUGAGCCUGACCGACCUUACAUAUAUCUCUGUCCUCCCCUGCUCCAGUCAGGGAGGAUCGAGUGAGCUCUCUGGGGGGCCUGCAGACGUGCCAGGGCUUCUGGGACAGAGUGCUUUUUAUAUAACUAAUUUCUAAAUCUGAAAGCUUGAGGAAUAGACAGUUCUGUCUCUGACAUUGUGGGUGAGUUUAAAGGAGUGACCUAUCACCCAGAGCAAGAGUGUCCUCUGCCAUGUCAGACAGCAGCAUGGGCUGGCCCUUUCAGAGAGGGUUUCCUGUUCCGGAAAUCAUCCUGAGCUGUCCAGACUUCCCUAGUAACCUUGCUUCCUUCUGCAAUGUUAGUAAUGCCUUAAGCUGACAGUUGCUAUUUUGCAGAACAAUUUUCUUAUUUGCUAAUCUGGUAACUUGCCUAUGAGCCUGGGCCGGAUCUGAGAAACGGGUGUGACCUAGAGCAUGAACAAAGGCACACUUGGGGUAAUUAACUAAUAAAACUGUUUUUUGUACAGUAAUGGUGUUGGGUUGAUCAGAAUGGAAGCCCUUUAUAGAUUCUUAUUGGCGGGGGGGGGGGGGGGGUGUGUCUCUGAGUCACAAUGCAUUGAUUCAGCCCCAGAAUUAUUUGCCAUAAAUACACUCCCUUUCUUCCCAGAGUGUUGGGAGCCAGGAAGAUUGGGAACUUUGGAUAACACUGAGCUGGUUCAUCUAUUUGCAUUUUUGAUUGGUUAAAUUCCCCUGGGGGAGAGACUUUGGCCUGAUUGUAGCUGGUUCUGCUCACUUCUGUCGAGGGCACUAAACAAAUCGGCGUCUGGUUACAGCAUUCUGUCACGGGGUCAGCAGGGGGUGCAUUCCCUGGGCUUGGUGCUGGGAGCUUUCACCUACCCUCUUGUUUCUUAAGAUGCCAUGCUUUUCACUGUAUCCUUAACUUGGAGGUGAAGGUGGGGAGAAUGGCACAGUUAACCCCAAAUACUCACUAAAACAAGAUUAGUCAAAGGUGAUACAAAAUGUGAUUUUGAUACAAAUGGUAAGUUCUGUCCAAAGUGUAAAAACAGUGGAAGUGUGCAGUAGUUUAGGAGCUCAGAACAUGAUAACUACAACUUCAAGUGGGCAAAAAUGUUAUUGUUCGAGUAUCUUUCAGUAUGAGACGCAAAGCCUGGGCAGCCACCAUUUGAUCAGACAGUGUUUAAAGAGCCCAGCUAGCAGUUGGGGUUGUUCCAGGGGAGCAUGCUGCCGGGAGAAGACACUGCUCAUUGGCCUCGGUGCUUGCUCUGGAUGUAGCUUCAUGGCCUUCGGCUUCCUCUUAGCAGCUGUUACAAGUCAGUGCGUUGGGAAAAAAGGUGAAACCUCUUUGCCAUUUCCCUGGCUUGGGGAAGAAGCCCAGCCACACCCAGCCUACAUGUUGCCGCGUGCCAGGCUUGUCGCUGUUAACCCUGAGAUUCCCAUGGGGUCAGGAUGUGCCUUGGAGCCCACGCCCUGUGUAUUACCUUCUGUCAGCACCAGCAUGUUCCUCCCCUUUCCUGGGCUGGCCCUCAGCUCUGCUGCUAGCCCCUGGAUCAUCCCAGGCCCCUCCAUCCCAGCAACACGCUGGGCUGGAUCCCUCUGACCCCUCCCACCUGCAGCUCCAGCAUUUCUAUCCUGACCAUGUUAGGGUGAAAACUGGGUUGGAAGAGGCAACUGAAGCUACAUUUUUUAGUGCACCUGAUGUAGGAUUGAAGACCUUCUUGGUCCACAUCAAAGAAUGGGAGGAGUGUGACUUAAAGGGUGCUGAAGAUCUCACCUGGCAUUGCUCCUGUCACUUGGUCUCAUAAAAAAACGUCAUAAGGGCAGGGAGCCCCAGGAAGCAGGAACAGAAUCAGGCUGCCCAGCUCUCUGGCUGUCUCGUUGAGCCACCUUCCAGGAGACGAAGCAUCUUGACCAGGGAUGGGCUCUCAAAUGCCUAUAGUCAACCACAGGUACCCUCUGGUGUCUGGAGUUUCACACACCAAUAAGGAAGAGGAUGUUUUAACUAAUCCUAUCCUUUCCCUCCAACUGCUUCCAGCUUGUUCAUAGCACCAGUUUGGAAUUAGGCUAGGUUCUUUAAAAGUCCCUCCUCUCCCACUGUCAGAGCUGCAGGUCAGGGGCCAUUUAGUUCGCUUCCGUGGCCUGAGCUCCCAUAGCUUCAGGAUUGAGGAUGGAAUCAGCCCACAAGGAGUUCAGUAUGGUGCCCAUUGUGUAUCCCAUUACCAUUACCAGGGUAAAUGCCAGACUGCCAGUCUUUCCCUUAGGAAUUGAGAAUUGGUGGUAUCACUGAAGCCUUCUUGUCUUUUUUCUCCUGGAGGUCCCUCAGCUAAGCAAGGAGGCAGGGUCCUAAGGAAGGGUGCUUCCUGCCCCCUGUCUUGGGCAUUCACACUCUGAACCCUUGCUGUAUGCCAGGGACCUGGCAGACAUGGCCCGUACAGGGUUGAUGUCAGGAGCGCUCCUUCCCAGCCUUAGUUUGGGAGCCAUGCUCCUGCCUAUGAGUUCUUCCUCAGAGAAUGAGACCAGCUUUUGCCAAAAUCUGUAAUUCUCAAAUAGAUGAUGCAGAUUACCAGGCACAGCAGCAAACCUGAAUCCAAAUCCAGGGCUCAGGCCCAGGAAUCUGCAUCUUCAAUCACUCCCGCCUUGAUUUCUUACUCAGAUGCAGGCAUUUUGUGGUCCAAAUAUUGAGAAACCUGGGGGAGGGGACUUGAGGGUCCCAGAAGCUGUAGGCUUCACCUCAGAAGGCCUGUGGGGGCCUCACUGUACAGCUGUCUGACCAGGUCUUUGGAGGCCAUGGCCAGACCUGAGGCCACAGGCUCUGCCUGCUGCAUGGUAACUGUAUUCUCCGUUGGCUACAGGCAGUGAGGCCUGACUCGACACGCACCUCACCGUGGCCUCCGGGAGCAUGGCCUUGGCCAGGCCAGCCAGGAAUCCCUGGCACUGGGAGGGCCCAUUGAGGCAUCGUCCCAACGGUUGCUGGAUUGCAGAGACUGUCGACAGUGAUGAGUGGUGGGCACUAGCGUAUGGUGAGUGGGGUUCUGGUUGUGUCAAUACUUCUGGUACAUUUUUCAGUGAGUUAUUAAAUGGGAAUCAUGGAGACUGCUUUUUUCUUUACGUCAGGAAUGGAUGUUAGUUUAUCAGAUUUUUAUCAAAUAUUUCUUCCAUCUCUGUAGUUGCUAGGACUUGUGUUUUUUGUCAUUAGGUUUAUAAAAUCAUCUAUCCUUGCCUCACUGCUUUUUUUUUUUAAUGAUAAAAGAAUCAUCUUCAGUAAUUUGGAAAAGAGAGAAAUGCCCCACACCAAACCCAUGCCUGAUAGAUAAGCACUAAAUAACCAUCAAAUGGAGGAAUUCUGCUCUCUGCGGCAGCCACUCCAGUUCACUUUUAUCUACUCACAGUAGGAGUGCAGAAUUUUACAUUUUCCAUCUGAACAGUAUGAGAAGCAUCUCUCCAUCGGUACAACCUCCAAGCUGCUGACAACUUUUAAAAUCUGAUUAUCUCUGAAAACCCAGUGACAAGCCACUCAGCUCUCCCCACACUUGAGUCAUGUGACACACGAGCAGACCUUGUCCCCAGAAAGUCAAGUCUAAGACCUUCCCCCCACCGGAAGGUAAAAACUCUUCGGGGUGCGGGGCUGGAGGCGCUCAGUGCCCACCGCCCACCCCUCCCGCUGGAGAACAGUCAGCACCACACUGUGAACUUAUCGUAGAAUAGAUUUAUUUACCUGAAACCAUGUCUGUGCAAUGCUUGUUGUUACCAGCACAGAAAUAGACAACUGUUCUCUAUUUACAGUCUAAAGUCAAACAUGCGUUGUGAUAAAUGAAGUUUAGCAUUUUAUUAAGAUAAAUGCAUCACAAUAUUCGUAUUGCACCAACAUGUCUACUGCUUCUGAUUUCAUUAAAUAAGUUACAUUUAAUACAGUGCAAAAUAGCUGUUUGCACACUCAAAAAAAUAACAAGUUAUGAACUGGAGGCCUACAUUCUAACCUUUCAACACCUGUAGUGUUUUCAAUAAAUUUAUAAAUAAGCAAACUGUACAGGGCCAAUUAAAAAGUAGCAUGUUUAAAUGACACCAUAGAGCAGUCUGGCUACUUACAACUGAAGGCAUGCAUUACAAUUGAAUAUGGUACAUUUAUAUAGGCUAUGACAUUUUGCACAGAGAAACAUGGGAGACUUGGCUGAUGGCUUCUAAGUUCUUAGAUAAGGUUUCAGAACCUCAUUCUUCUUGCAGCAAAGAAACCAAAGUUCUCUGGAGAGGCGUUCUGAUUCAUUAAGCUAAAUUGUACAUUUGUAAUUAUUAUUUUGAUUUAAAAGCUAAACCCCGUUGGUAAUACACGUUUCCUCCACAUAACACACAAUGAGUUGGGGACUUUUUUUUCUACUUUUCUUUUCCCCCCAACGUCAAUCAUGCAGAGGGCUGGUAGAUGUGUUGCUAAAAACGCACAUGCACGCAACCGAACACCCUUAUAUUUCUGCAAAAUGGUUUAGGAAGCGGUUACUCCAGUAUUGCUGAAAAGGAAAGAGAGAGGAAAUCAGCUUUAUGAAAUAUGGGAAGAAAUGUUAGAAUAACUAUUUAAGAUUAAUAGUGACAAGGAAUAGUGAGAAGGAACAUUCAGUUUGACCUUUUAAGAUUUCAGGACCAGCAUUUCUAGUUAACUGUCCCUGAGGCGCUGCCUACACAGGGUAGCAGCUAGAAGCACUCGCUUGGCGACAUGGGCCCUUCCUGUCACCCUGGCUCACAGAAGAACCCCACCAGGCAGACAUGGAAUCGCUUCAGAUGUAACAGAAGGGAGAUGGGCAAGAGGAGGGAAGUUCCCGGUUAGCAGUGCAGAUGGUAAGGAAGGUGAAGCAGAGGUGAGCAGUGUGGCCCAGUGCGAAGCCUCAGCUCCUCCCUUUCCCUUCCCUUCCCUUCCCUCCCAGGGGGCCUAGCCCUGCCUGGUCCUAGAAGGGGAGCUGCGGCCCUCACCCACCUCUUUGAAGCAGGCAGGCUGGGGAUUACCGUCGCUGUUAGCUGCACGGUGGUGGCUUUGGCAAAAUUGGUGGUGACCUUAAAAGGGCUGCCUUAGCCCACCGGCACUGCAGACCGCUCCGGCGGUGGGUAGGUGCUUCACGGACACUGAGCUAGUGCUUGGGGUCUCCUAUUCCCGAGGUCUACCACCUCCAGGACAUUCAGGGGGCCGGGGCCCGGUCUGAGGGUGGCGUGCCAGCAGCUGCUUGUUGAGGGGGGGAGGGUGCGGGGGCUCACGCAGCUCGCUCUGCACCAUGUGCCACGUGUGCUGUGAUGAAGAAUGAGCCGCUGGAGAGGGAUCCCAGCUGCGGGACGUGUGAGGCCGCCAUCUUCCAGGCAAAGCCCCAUCAAAGCAGCUGUGCAAGGCCUACCUGCCCGUCGGUGAGGACACGAACAAGUUUUGGUGAGUCUGAACACGACACCACCCUGUCUAGUCCUGACGGCGGCAAAAGCAGAGGCCGCCUGUGCCUUCCUGCAGGUGCUGGGUGAGGCUAGGUCUGGGACAGGAGGCCUGAGGCCUGAGGCCAGGGAUGUGCCCACAGCAGUAAGGGGCUGAGGACAGGGGCUCACGGGGGCCUGUUUCUCAGCAGCAGAGCCUGGAGCAGAGCCGACGAGGAGAUGCUCCCAGGGGCCCGGGCUGAGGGAAGGGGAUGCCUAAACCACCUCCAUGGGCCGGACAGGCCCGAAGCGGAGAAACCACAAGACAAGAGCCGGCCCAGGCCCAGCUGGGGCUGUGCACGUCUCCGACAGCAGCAAACCACACUCAGCUUCUUUUGUAAAGGCCACCACAUCAAGGAACCAGAUCAGGAAAAGCUGACUGGUAAGUCUGGUUUCCACUGAAUAGCACACCCAACAAGCUCAGACAUCCUGUCUUGGUUUGCAGCCAAGGUGCACUCCUUGCAUUCGACCACUCAGCCCGCUUCUUUUUACGCCAAAAUCGGCAAAAACCUACCCUCCUCCCCCCUAUAUUCUCUGCCAAACAAACCAACCUCCCUUCCUCAGAGACCUCGAUGAGUCAGGCCGGGACUUCCAUCCCCUUAUACUCAGACCUGCUUAAUAUCCAUUAACUUUUCCCCAAGCACUGAGCCUUUAUAGCACAUCUUGGGGGCGGCCCCAGUCCCUUCACAAGAAAGGUCAGGGCCUCACAGGGAAGGAGCUGCUGCCUAGGCCUCCCUCACCCUGGCUCAUGACUGGUCGGCUGGUUGCUAGCAGAACCAGGCCCUACUAACUGCGCUUUCUCAUACCCUGGAGAAAGAGAAGACAAGUCUCAGCUGCAAAGAAUAUGACCCAGAAGGUGGAAAAAGGUGGCCACCUAUUUUGAGACAAACCUAUGGAUAUAUGAAUUCACUGCUCAAUUAUUUGCUUUCACCAGGUUUUUACUUGUUAACAAACACGGUAGCAAGGCUCAGGGAGGAGUCCUUGCAGCUAGUAACCACCAGAGAACCCUGAGUUUUUGAGACUCCUCACCUUGGCAGUUUAACAAAGGCAGCAUUCCCUCAGCCUGUCAGUUGGACCAGAGCAAAACGAGCUUCUCUCCCACCACGCCCUCCUCAACAUCCGGCUGAGCCACUGUCCAAGGCCGUGCAUGGAGUCUGCGGGCAUCUAACCCACCCCACGUGUGCACAGGUACCACGCAUCGUACGCUUGCUGCCCUCGAAGACACAGAGCACAGCAGGACAUGACCCAGGGGAUGUUUUCGUUAGUGUCCCAGCUAGCUCGCUCGGUGGCAGUGCACCCUUAGGCUAAAGCAUCAGGAUUCCAGGGAAUACUCACGUUAGUUGAUGGAUGUUGGAAGGCAUUGGAGGAAAACACCAUAGUUAGGACAGUUAAUGACUUACACACGGUUGGUAAGACUGAUCUCGAACAUGCGCAAACAUCUAUCAUAGUAACCAUGGUGUUGGUUAGUGCCACAUUCAAAUAAAAAUAGUUCUGUACAUAUGUUCAUUUGGUCAUGUGCUAUUUACAGAUUUUUACAAAAACACAUACACACACACAUACCCCCACACAAACACGCACACACUCCCCCUUAUAUUCUCUACACCAGGCUAAAACAGGCCAGCAGAAACUUGCAAAAAAGUAUCAUGGGUGACAGCAGGUGCCUAUGUAUUAAUUCCUACAACUACCUCUGCAGCAGAACACAAUCCUCCUUCCCCUCGAGCACAGUAAAACUCAAGUUCUAAGAACUUAAGAGAAAAUUGGACACAUCUGUUUGAUAGUUUAAGCUAAGCCACUUAAAAGUUAAAAACAAGACAGUUAUUUUUCUGUCCAUUUAAAAUGUUUUAUUUUCCUUUUUAAACUAGAUUGUAAAGUGCCACUGAAAUAGGCAAUGUUGGCAAAACAAUGUCUGUUAACAAUAAAAUACAUUAGACAUUUAAAUAAAUAACCUUAAAAACUACGUGGGGGACAUGAACCCAGUCGAUUGAAUCUGGAACAAUGUUUUCUGCACAAGCGAGAACAGGCAUACCUCUUGUUAAGACUGAUGUAAACAGAACCAUCGGAACCCUACGGGAGAAGCAGCCGAGCGGGGCCGGGAGCGGGGGUGGGAGUGAACGGGGGCCGGGGGGUGAGGGGAGUGGCAAACCAAAAAAUACUGACUGAGGUAGCAGUACUCUGCUCAGUGCAGAAAAAUUGGCUUAUGAAUAAAAAUUAGACUGUGAUCUCAGAUUAAACCCAGAUGAUCAUGCAAAAGACAUAAUACAUGCUAUUUAGUUUUAGAAAAAAACCACACACAUUCAUUUCCUAAAAUCUGCUGCCAAUUAAUUUGCUGACAAUGUCUGCUGGCUCAACUAUUUUUUUAUACAAGGAUGAGUUAUUAAACAGAACACUGUACAUGCUUUUUCAUCUACAAAAAAAUAUUUGCAUAAAAUAGUGUUAGUUCUCUGUACAUGUCAAUGGACACUUUAAUUAUGUGUAUAAAAAAGGAAAAUCUUGCCCCACUGGAGUCAGAAAAGCAAAACAAAAUCUAGAGUAUGAAAUCUCCUUCACCAGCCAAUAUGUUCAUGUGAAAAUUCAGCAGAAAUAGACAGUUGCUUUAAACAAUAAAAAAAUUAAUUGAUUAAGUUAAACAUCUUCUUUAUGUAAAACUGUCAGUCAAGACCAGAACAUAUCACUAAAGUUAGUGUCUGUGCUAUAGACCCAGAUCACCAGGGGCAUUAUGAGCAGCACAAACGGCCAGGAAAUCCCAUCGGUGCAUGCCGAGAACGAGCAGGAUUUGGUGGCAGGCUGCACACACUCUUUACCAGGUUCCAGGUAGUUGCGGGCCACGAACUUGAGUGUCUCGUCCAUUAGAAUCACAGGCAAGGAGAUUUUCAGCACCAUCAGCCACUGGGUCAAAUUCAGCGGUGUGAUCUGGAAAAUAAGCUGAAAUACAAAGAAGCUCUGUCAAGUCCCCAGACUUGCGGGACAGGCAGCGAGGCCCCAGCCUCGGUCCUGGUCCCCCCAGCGCUUACUGGCAAAGGUUCCACGUAGAGGAUGAGGAAGUGGAGCGACAUGGAGAGGCAAAUGGAGCCCACGAGCCAGAUGUUCUCCCAGGGCGGCAUCCUCAGCAGGGACUGGUUUUCAGACAAGCUGCAGAACGACGAGAGGUACAUGAAAUACGCCCACCCGAAAGGCAAAGGCCCUUAUAACGAGCGACCAAGACCGUUCAAACGAUGCUUCAGUCGGGCAGUGGCUAACCUGGCGUUGCCCACUGACCUACUUCCACUUGGUGACGUUUCUAUUGUGGCAAAGUUAAAGGAAGAAUGUUCAGAUGUAGGACAAACUUCCAAUUUUAAAUCUAGGCUUCAGCACAGCAGACUCCAUUUCAAUGGACUCAGAGCUGCUCUCAAUUGCCCUUGACACUGACGCUAUUUUGAAAUUUCCAUUUUUGUCACUGGCUUAAUUGGAUGAUACCACUGGUCUCACUGCUAAAGGGCAAGAGUGCCUUCCCUGGGGACAAGGGCACACAGGGGCACGAGAGGCCCUAUUUUUGGCCCCCGCUGUCUCAUAAGGAACAUGUGGUUAAGCACUCCCACUACUUCCUGGAGGGGAUGACGACUGAAGCUUUUAAAACCGGUGCUGCUUGUUCUCCUUUCUUUCUGGGAGGGAGGAGCUUUCCUGCAAACCAACAACCACGACACCCAGUUCCCCGGCGUGCUGGCUGGCGGAGCUCUUGCCCCAGCUCGUCGAGGACUCACUGACCUGUUGAGGGCGUUACACAUCUCUAUGGUUACUAGAACAGACAGCGCCAUUGUCAUCGGGUACGGGGACUCAAAGAUUGCACAAUCCACUCCUUCAAAGUCCGGGUUGUCAUCUUUACACUGUAGGAAGUGGCUCUGCAACAAACGUCCAAGCAAGUUCUUUAUCAGCCAAGUACAUUUCCAAGGUCCAUGUCCCCGUUCCACAGGAAGCCCAGGACACAGACCCACACAGGAUCUCCCCCCAUCUCCCAGAGAAGCCCUGGUCCUUCAGAAUCCUCUUAGAGGCCACUGCUAAUUAUUUGAGUGUUGAGAUUAUUUGGCAGCCACCCAAACUGCAGAGCGCUCAAGGACGACCUCCUGACGCUCUGCCUCUAAGGCAGAGGAGAAAAGGCAGAUACAUACCAGCUGGUAGAAGGUCACUCUCGGACCUCCGUCGGCAGCAAUGAACCACCACGCAGCCGCACCCACGGUAGCAGCACCAACGUAACCUGGGAAGAGACACAGGCGGGGUCUGCAGCCCACAGCUUUCCCUGCAGGUCCUGCCUCGCAGGCCAGCGUCCAGCCAAGAGGAGACAGGGCAGGACGACGGUACAGGAGAGCCUGGGCUGCCACUGGCAAGUGCUCACUCCCAUCGGCCAAAGCAGCUAGACGGAGGCCUUCUGCAAGCAGAGGGGGGUGUGUACAGAAAAACUGGGCAACUCUUCUUCCAGAGCGUGGGAGGAGGAGCACCUACUGGAAUUGGCUGGACUUUCACGCUAGCCAAGCCCCUCUCAAACUGGAGGCUAACGCUUUACCGCUGCAGGUAUGUGUCCUCCCCACAGCGCCUCACUGUGCCGCAGGGCCAGAUCACACCCCCCAGGACUUUUAGGAAAACUGAUGCUCCCAGUUAGACACCUACUUGCUCCAAAGGCCUGGCAGAACCGUUACGUGGAAAUGCCGCCAGCGUGGUCAGUGCAGAACGCAAGCGACGUGGCAAAGCCCAAAGCCGAUUCUGGGACCACCUCCCCCGCCCCCCUGCCCCCAACCAAAUAGUUCUGAAUUGAGCAAGUUUAUUACAAAGCAACAGGGUAACGGAGAACACAGGGACACCAUGAAGACGGUCCCAGUGUGGCAGCAUCUACCAGAAGACACAAGUGCACACUCCCUCGAAGCCGGCAAUUACAAGGGGACAGGGACAGGGCAGCCACACACGAACUGACGUGGCGAUUCCCAACAAAUAGGGAGAAAUGCAGGGUUCAGCACGUGUGUGUGUAGCACACCAACGCUUAGGAAAAAUAUAUGCACAGGACAGAUCUAUUUGCUAGAGUAUAUCUGGAAGGCACAAGAGAAAUUCAGUAUUGGAGGGGAACUGACUGGCUGAGAACCUUCUCACUUUAUGCCACUGUGUGCUUCUGGAAUUUUAAAUCAUGUGAACAUACUAAAAAAGCAAACAAAAAGCCACCUUCCUGUUGAACCCCAGGGCAGUUAUUUUAACUCUCUGGCCUCACUUUCCUAAGGUCUAAAGUGAGGACAAGAACCGGCAGCCGGGCGGGAGCAGGAGGGCCAGAGACGACAUAUGAGGAACCCGACCUGUGGCCGGGGCUCCCAUGUGGCUCCCAUGCACCGUAGAUGAAUGCAGAGCUCCCCCCUCUACUUUAGUGGGAGGGGGGCUUAGUUUCAUAGCUUGGUGAUGGAAGGCCUGACCCUUACUCACCCCUGUAUCCUUUUGCCCUUAGGUUAAAUCUGAAAACCUCAUUCACAAAGACCCAAGGAAUGACAGGGAUAACUAAAACAAGGGACCAACUUUCCUGUAAACUGGGUAUAUAGUUUAUUAAACUCCAUCUUCCGUUACCCUAACACAGGGACAGAAAAGAAAAAAUGUGCUUUUAAAGAAUGAAUUUACAAAGAUGUUGGCUCAUGAACGUUUUGUUUCAAAGUCAACGAUAUAAAAACUAUACUCACAGCCAAUGGCCAGAUAACGGAAAAAGAGCCAUCCGCUGAUCAGGGGUUCCUUCGGGUUCCGGGGUGGUUUAUUCAUGAUGUCCAGAUCGGGAGGGUUGAACCCCAGGGCAGUGGCGGGCAGGCCGUCUGUCACCAGAUUGACCCAGAGCAGCUGGACAGGAAUUAAAGCCUCAGGAAAUCCAAGGGCUGCUGUCAGGAAGAUAC
Messenger RNA from Mirounga angustirostris (Northern elephant seal), 13288 nucleotides. It is a transcript of the gene ANAPC7, whose product is annotated as anaphase promoting complex subunit 7. The coding region runs from base 105 to 1802 and encodes 565 amino acids. Gene Ontology annotation, molecular function: protein binding. The record is from RefSeq and is a predicted model, not a curated record. NCBI's taxonomy places the organism in Eukaryota, Metazoa, Chordata, Mammalia, Carnivora, Phocidae. The transcript has 12 exons. Gene Ontology annotation, biological process: cell division; positive regulation of mitotic metaphase/anaphase transition; protein ubiquitination. Gene Ontology annotation, cellular component: anaphase-promoting complex.